Molecule: messenger RNA, 8698 nt
Organism: Liolophura sinensis
Lineage: Eukaryota; Metazoa; Mollusca; Polyplacophora; Chitonida; Chitonidae
Product: ubiquinone biosynthesis monooxygenase COQ6, mitochondrial-like
Exons: 12
Coding region: 48-1475 (475 amino acids)
Biological process (GO): ubiquinone biosynthetic process
Cellular component (GO): mitochondrion
Molecular function (GO): FAD binding; 4-hydroxy-3-all-trans-polyprenylbenzoate oxygenase activity
Source: RefSeq, a predicted model, not a curated record
GAUGUAAACCGGAAGUUUUAGCAGACGAUUUUUACUGAGAUGGCAGCAUGUUCUCAAUGACAGGUGCUCCCUUAGCUGCGAAGAAACUUUUGCUAGCCAAAUGCAGUAGAAGUAUCGGCGCCUCGUAUUUCACUUCUAAAAGCCUGCAUACAAAUUCGGAAAAUGUCGUUGACUUCGUCAUCUCAGGCGGAGGAAUGGUGGGGGCAGCUAUGGCCUGCUCACUGGGUAAUGCACCUGCUCUGAAAGGAAAAAAGAUUGUUCUUCUUGAAGGAGCUGCAGAAAAGGAAAGUUUUACCCUCACAGAAAAAUACAGUAACCGAGUAUGUGCUCUGAGCCCAGCAACAGUAGACCUGUUGACUGAUCUUGGUUCUUGGCAGGAGAUAUGUAAUAUGCGGUACCAACCAGUGAAACGCAUGCAGGUAUGGGACUCGUGUUCAGACUCGCUGAUCACCUUCAGCCAGGCAGACAUGACUGAGGAUUUGGCGUACAUCGUGGAGAAUGAUGUUAUAUUAGCCAGCAUCACUGCCAGACUGAAUGCUUUGGGUGACAGAGUGGACGUGAGGUAUAGGACACAGGCCAAAGCAGUCAGCCUGCCCACACCAGUUGAGGAUGUGGCCUCAACUGAAAGCCCCUUUGUCAGAGUUCAUCUGGAGAAUGGAGAGACACUGCAGACAAGAUUACUGAUUGGGGCGGAUGGCUCAAACUCAUUAGUGCGACGCAGUGCAGAUUGUCACACCAUAUCCUGGGAUUAUUACCAGUCUGCUGUUGUGGCUACACUGGGCAUUUCUCAGAUGGAGAACAAUGUUGCCUGGCAGAGGUUUUUGCCCACUGGUCCUAUAGCACUGCUGCCUUUAUCCAAUGAAUUCAGUUCCCUUGUGUGGUCCACAACAACUGAAGAUGCAAAGAACUUGCUGCAGCUUCCAGAUGAGAGUUUUGUGGAUGCUGUCAAUGAUGCCUAUUGGCAUGAUAGAGAUAAGGACUCUAUCGCUAUCAGCCUAGGUCAGACAUUUCAGGGAAUUCUUAAUGCUGCCAUUCCUGGGGGCACAUCAAACAGGCAGCUUCCCCCGACGGUGACGGAUGUGGUUGAGGGGAGUCGUGCCAUGUUCCCACUCAGCAUGGUUCAUUCCUCGGAGUAUGUCAAACCAAGGAUAGCUCUGAUCGGAGAUGCUGCGCAUCGGCUUCAUCCACUGGCUGGCCAGGGUGUAAACCUGGGCUUUGGAGAUGUGGUGUGCUUGACACAGGUUCUGGUAGAUGCAGUUCAACGGGGCAGUGAUGUGGGUGGCUUAAGUCACUUGCUGCAGUACGAGACACAGCGACAGCGGCACAACUUGCCAGUCCUUCUUACGAUUGAUGGCCUGCAGAGGUUGUACGGUACUAAGUUCUCUCCAUUUGUGAUAGCACGUAGUCUAGGAUUACAAGCAACCAAUGCCUUGGAUUUUGUAAAGAACAAAAUCAUCCAGCAGGCUGCUGUAUGACCAUCUUGCAGUGGUCAGAGGACUUCAGUGCUCUGGCUGACCCUGAAAGAGCUGGUACAUCAUGCCCUUCCUGUAAAUUGUGCUGAUGUUUCUGGUGAAGUAUUCACUGAGGACGACAGCCCUGAAACGACAUUGCAUCAUAUCCACUCUUCCAGUUGCAGGAUAUAUGGGAUGAUGUACCCAUUCCUUGUUUGAUGAAGUCCCAGCAGAUUUUCCUGGCCGUGUGUGCUUUAUGUGCGUAACUUAGUCCUCUGGGGUGCUCACCACAGUCUGGAUAAAUCUGGACUUGUAAUGAACUUCAGUUCAGUUGCAAUCAGUUCACGCUGUAGCUGGGCAUUAGAUCCAAGACAAUGUCAGAUUUUGAAUGUGUGGAAACAUUUGCAUUUAGCUGAAGAUUUGGACGAUCAUGCGUAUAUUAAAAGUGCUACUAUGUAUAAAUGUUGGAGUUCCGUAUUCGACUGUUACUUAAUGCCAUGCUCCAGUUCACCUGUAAUGUCCCAAAUAUCCGUGGUUUACUCCGGGCACUCAUGUUUCAUGUAAAAGUGAAUUUGGUUGCAAUUGUGAAAGCAAAAAAUUCUUCAGUAAGGAGUUCAACAGCAAUCAUGCAAGCCCAAGGGAAUAGUGAAUCGUUUUUAGUCGUUACGUUUUUUUUUUUUUGAUUGGUGUUUUACGCCGUACUCAAUAUUCCACUUAUACGACGGCAGCCAGCAUUAUGGUGGGUGGAAACCCACGACCAUCCGCAGGUUGCUGCAGACCUUCUCACAUACGGCCGGAGAGGAAGCCAGCAUGAGCUGGACUUGAACUUACAGCGACCGCAUUGGUGAGAGACUAUUGGGUCAUUACCCUGCGCUAGCGCUUUAACCGACUGAUCCACGGAGGCCCCUUUUAGCCAUUAUGGAUGCCAAUAUUGAUAGCUUGCUGGCUUUCGGCUACAAUAGGCUUCUGAAAGAACAUUUUACGCCCUACGGAUUUGAUGCAAGAGUGCACCUUGCAUCAGAGGCAUUCAUCAAUUCACGUGGUUGCUAGGAAGGAAAAAAGGCUGGAACAGAGUUAUGCUAAAGCCUAAGAGUAUAGAUCUGGUAUGCUCCGACAGCUUGUGUACACUGCAUACAGCGAAAAGCUCGUUGCACUGCCAGAUGGAUUGUGUGAGCCUUUUACCAGCUUUAGUUAGCUACACAUAAUACACCGACACAUCGCUAGAUCACUGCAUUCUUCAUGGUUUCGUUUCCAUACUUGGUACUUAACUAUAUAUAUAUGGUUUAGGGAGUUGGUUGUGUAUGGUCUAACAAUGUAGGCUUUGCCAUCCCAAUCAUUAACGACAUAAUCGUGGUUUCAUCACGACGUUUAAUGACCAGUAAAACAAGCCCGACCAAUCUGCUUUAAAAACAGAACUUCAGGAUGAAAAGCUCAAGUUGAAACCACAGCCAACCAGACUUCGAACACUACUCAGCUUGUUUUAGACCUUGGGAAGGGUCAAGCUAAAAUUCAUUUUCUUUCUGAUAAAAAUCGCGGGCGGCAAUUUGCAGAUGUAUUCAUGGUCAAGUUCAGGUGCUAUUUUGAUCAAAAAUUUCACAUUAUUCUUGGAAAAAUACUUCUUUUCCAUCGUCAGCUGUUUAGUGAUACCCCACGUCCAUGUACAGUAUCGGGUAAACUGUACGCCUAUGCACAGUACCAAUGUCCGAUUUUGACGUUCUCCCUAGAUACACGUACAGGCAAAAAAAGGUACAUAUGUUUAGUGACUGCAUUGUUCUGAACUGUAGCUGCUGAGAAACCUACCUUGAUAAUCCAUCAGAGAUGGUCACGUUAGGAGAGCUUCUAGACUUAAUCAUGCUACACCGGAGGAAACUCAGUAACCACCAAAAUCUGAACAGUAGAAUCAGUGCAUCAGGCAACACCAGGAAGAAAAAGAAAAAAAAAAAAAAAAAAAUAAGGACCAUUGCACAAGGUUUAACACCUUGGUCGACUAGAUCUAUUUAAACAAUACCAUUAUUUUAUUUGCAAAAGAUGAAGUGGGUGAGAAAGUAACUGCUUUAUGCUGUAUAUUCCAAUGCACACCAAGCCUGCAGGUGUAUUCGAUUUCUGGAUUACUUUGUAAUCUCAACGCAAGACACCAAGCGUAAAAACGUAUCGAAUUUGUUUCACAUACCCACACAACAAUCCAGAAAACAGUGACAACAGCAAAUAAGACCAAGACAGAUGAGUAAGUUUAAGAAUUUUAUUUCAGAAUUUUAAGCCGGUUUUAGCUUAGGCCAAAUGCUGCGAGCCGGCUACCCAACCCCACUCCAACUGUCCUAAACUGAAGGGGGAGGUAGGAUUUCCCAGUGCUCUGACCAGCGAAGAGUGUUUACUCACUCAUAAUUUUGAGUUUUACUUCUACACAGGGCUUUUUUUUUUGCACAAAAUACGAUUGUAAACAGGGUACUUUUGUAAAGAGAAGUUACCUAAAAUGUGCUUCAUGCACAUAAAAUACAUAUUCUUACUUUAUCUACAAAAACUUAUUUGAUGUGUACAGGUUAUUAAACGAUAAUUGUGUGGAAAGAGUCCGAUCAGGUGACACUUGUCUGUACUGGUACGGGACGGGUAUGAGCAUCAGACACUCCUUAACACCAGCCAUGGUCCAACCUAAUGAUCUGCUUAUUGCCAACAUUUGUCACAAACCUGUAGAAACUUAAGUGGUUAUGCAUGUGCAAAGCAUGGAAUGGUCACAAUUACCCAAGGCCAACUUUAAUUUAAUAAAAUCUGAGCAUUAUAAUAUGCAAAGAGAAAUUUCAGAAUUCCUACACGCAAUAUAGAAAGUUCACACUUUACAAACUUUGUUCAAUUUACUGCAAGUAGCAGUCUACUACACAAAAGCUGUUAACUCUUUAGCUAUGGUAAAAAGACAAACCAGUCCAAUAUAAUUUAACUAAUUGGUCUUUACUAUGAGGGCCGCCUCGCGAGGAAAUGACCACAACCAAUUGGAUAUCUGUUGAUACGGUUCUGUACAAGCCACAGGUACGGACUCUGCAGGAAUGUAGGUUAGUUGAGCAUUUCAUGGCAGUAACUUAAUAGAUUACUUCUAGUACACACAAGACUUUUAUUAGUUUAAAUAUCUAUACACGUACAACACAUGGACAUGAAGACUGGUUACCUGUUUCAAUAAGUAAUUUAAAUGUUCUUUUUAAAUAUUUUUAGUUUUGAAUACAGAUAAACUUACAUGUGUGGUUACAUGAAAGAUCAUGCUCUCUACAGCACAAUUACAGGACCGUUACGGCACUCCAACAUCACUAGACAACCAGUAGCAUUCUAGGAAAAGGUGGCGCUAUAUCCUUCACAUUGGAUUUGUCAAGUGUAGAACGCAUGGAAAGGGAAGAGCCAUCUACCACACCCAGGAUUAGGCUCACGGCUGCAACUGAUGGCCAAGUAUCCAGAGAUCUCCAAGGCAUCCACAGGAACUGUUCUAAUUAAUGGCAUUUCAAAACAUCGCUGUGGAAAUCUAGUGUAUUAGGCAUUUUGUAAAGCUCACAGAAUGCUGGUCAAAUUCCAUAUUGAAUUUAAACAAUCUACAGGACAAAAUACUACUGGAAUACAGGAAUGCACAUUUCCUCUUUGAACUAGAACAGACUUGUAGGGACAGGUUUUCAACAAGCUAACUUAAAAGUUAUUGCUUCACUGUUGAUAAAACUGCAGUAUUGCAUGAAGAGGCCACAUUACCUGGUUCUCCACAAAACGAUAAAAUCAUUCGAACACCCAUGUUGCAGGAUCGCACUGUCCAUACACAGAAUGAACUUAUCUAAGCAGCAAGCUGGCAAGGCAUUGUAUGUCCGAAGCUUUCAAAAUACAUCAUUCAUUGAUAUUGUAUUCAGUUACAAGAAAUGACGGGAUUAAACAUGGAUAUCUACAAGCAAUUUGAGGAUUACCGGUAAGCCACGACCACUAUUUACAUCCAACACUUUAUGGCAAACACCUACAUAUAUCAUUUACAUUAUGCUUGUUGUGCAAAUUGUUUUACAAUUAGUUUUAACCAACAAAGACGAAUGAAAUUGAAGGAAAUACCAAUAGGCCCAGUGGUAGUGAAUUUCCCCCACAUCUGCUGAGGAAUCCACAACUCCAGAAGGUCAUGGAAGAUCCCGACAAGAAAAUGCAGAACAGCAAAACGGUGGUCAGUUGAAAAUAGAACCAAAGGUAACAAGACUACUGCAGAGGGAAGCCACAAUAUCCUUUCUGAAGGCAAGCUGGGCAUAGCAAGUGACCCAACACUCAUGUCUGACGGGUGGAAAACUGACAAAAGCUUAACUUCCACCUCAUUUCAGGAACAGGAAGGCCUGUAAAAGUGUGGGGGGUUACACAUAUGCUAGACAGACAUAGCAGGUUUACAUGCUUAUUAUAGACAUUUGGUACAGAAAUUGCAACACUGAUUCAUAAGCAACUUUUCAACAAUUACACAUGGGAUUUCUUUAUAGAUGUUGGUUCGUGGUUAUUAACUUUGCCGACGGCACAAAAACCCGUUUUAAUUCCAAAAAACGUCUGGUGACCUUGUCAACCGAGGCAGCAACAGAACAUCAGAGUAAGAUCACAUAUCCAUGGCCACUACCGGAAACUGGAUGAUGCUACUGGUCAAGUAGGUAAUGGCACUCGAGCUAGGAGAAAUUCUAGUAGUUAUGCAUAUGAUACAGGAAGGAAAUAAAGCUUUAAGAUUACGUUAGACACAUUUUGUUCAUUUCAAAUGUUCAGACCAUUUAACAAAUUUGAAUAUGAUGUUUUUAACUAUUUAUAUAGCUAGGGUAGGUAGUAGAUUACCAAUAACUUUAAUAUUAAUCAUGACAGCUGACUAAUUGAAUGGUACACAUGUGACAGAAUGGCCAAAUAGUAAUGUUAGGAUACAUAAUACCUGCAAAAUGUGCUUGCAAAUAAAAAUGGCAACCAAUAGGAUGGAUGUAGUGGCUUGUCAACAUCAACUGGAGAGGGAGCAACAUCCAGAAGGGGGACAGGCAAGGCCAUCAACCUGAUGGACAUCUGGGAGAACAAGCUUGACAACUUCAGGGAAAUGGAGUGGCUUGACAGCAACCCUGAGGAGGAAAUCUCCUGAAGUCAGUCGUGGAUUAUCAAGACUGGCAACACAUGGUGGCUGGUGACACUAAGAACAUCUAGGGAAAUGUGGUCGGACAACAGAUGGCAAGCCAAAGAAAGACAUCUUGCAACCAUCAGUCAAGGGAGAGUCAAGACGAUUGACAAUGGGGAAGACAUCAAGCCUGGACCAUCCUUCAGCCCAUCCAAGGCCACCUUUAAGGGCAUCAAAGAGAGGCCUUACAUGUAGCCUGUCAGCUUGGUGGACGUCUAUGAACAUUCAGUAGGCCAUGUAGGAUAUCCCAAUAGAACAUCUAUGAAAACCUGGUAACUGUCAAGAGCAACCCAAAAGGAAUACCAUCCAGGGCGACAUCUGUCAGUUGGUCGGGGUGGUGGGGUAUGUGAACGGCAAGCUUCUUAGAGACUUGAUCAAAACAUAACUGGAAGGGGAGGCAUCUGGUAACCUUCAACCUGUGAGUUGACCCUUGCACAACGGCUUUGGAUAAAUCUUAUGGGUUAAACAUUUGCUAUCUCUAGUACUUAUGAACAAUUUGCAUUUCUGCUAGUUUUUAGACCGCUAUUAUUUAUGGACAUUUCACACCACAAAAACAAGUAUAUUAGGAGAAAUUACCAUGGUUCUCACUAUGGACAGAGCAACAGGAGUUCUGAUGCCAAAGAGUGGGUGUGUCAACACUGAUAAUCACCACAACAGAUAUACCUUAAAACAUGACCAUGAACACAGGAACUUUUCAUCUCUUAAGAGCCAUUUCGCAUCCAGACAAGCUGGAUCACCACCAGGACAUAAGCUGAAGGAUCACUGCAGUUCACAUAUUCAAGGCACAUUACACGGAUGGCAGGCCAUUAAAUAUUUGCAAUCAUAUGCUGACCCCUGUAAGAAGUAUUGGGUUAGGCAUCUGCAAUAGUUUGCUCAAGUACAAUUACACUAUGAGUGAGUGAAUGCUUGGGGUUUAACGUCGUACUCAACAAUUUUUCAGUCAUAUGAAGACGAUUUACACUAUGAACUAUCUUUUCUGGUUCAAUAUCUACAAGAUACUGCUUUAUCUUAGUGCGGCUUAGAUAUAAAUGCUAGAAGUAGGCAAGGAUACCAGAUUUUUAGAUGUCGGUUCCAAGGAGGCCAGAACAGUUGAACCCCAACUUAAAUGUGGCACACAACAUCUUGGGUAUAAAAAUGUUUACUAUACCACUACAAUUCCUCACUGAGCAUCCACAUAAACGAAGGUGCCUGCAGAUCCAAAUGCAUCAAUGACUCCCUACCAGGCCCCGUUGAAGCAGGCGAGAUGGUGAUCAUGUUGUGGACAUGGGAAGAAUGGGCCAAGCUACCAGUGGGAGACUCGUCUGCAGAACACAGCCAGUUGGCCCUCACUCCUUGAUUGGCCAUCACUUGUUAUAACCUCUACUUCCAUGGCUAGAUAAGGAGCUGGCGUCUCAUUGGAUCCUGUAUAAUCUAUGGCCGUUAGGACAUCACAAUACUAUUCUAGUGUUAUUCUUCCACUAUGUUCACAAUUGUCAAGAUAAAGCUAACCAGACAAACUAUAACUAAAUGUGCAUUAAAUUCAUAUUGAAAUUACAUAAAUUUGGUGAAAUAUGGCGAGAAACAAAGAAAUAUUACAACACUGGAUGGUAUUUCAUCAUAUACCUCAUAACCUAAUGAAGGCACAAAAACGGUCCAAGUCCUUCUCAAACUUUUUCGAAGAUCUGCUCAGAGGGACGAGGUCAAUUGCACUUCUAUCCAGAUCAAAACAGUUCAGGUUCUCUUGGUCAAGUCAAAUCCACUUUCAGCAAAUUUCAAAAAGGGCCGUAACAAAGUAAGCCGUGAGCUGUGUGAAAACCCAAAGCUGUGAAAAUGAAAAAAAAAAAAAAAAGUCUGUAUCUUGGCAUCUGGCCACAAGGCACAGUCGGGGAGGAGCAGCAAAAGCAGUCACCACCAGUAUUCACAUUUGCAGAUCAAGAGCUCUGCACGACGAGACUUAUAUCAGGAUUAUCCCCACCCUUUUGACCCUAAAGUAAAAUCAAAUGAAAAUUUUGAAAUGGAUAAACAAUUAGUUACUGAUGACCAACUAAAAAAAAGAAAGCAAGAAGAAAAAAAAAAAAAAAAGAAGUAAUGUAACUGGCCUGUUCCUUGAAGCCAAACCAUGUAGAUCAGAUCUUGGCAUCCA